Molecule: messenger RNA, 492 nt
Organism: Cyclocybe aegerita
Lineage: Eukaryota; Fungi; Basidiomycota; Agaricomycetes; Agaricales; Hemipholiotaceae
Source: the annotation of a GenBank genome assembly
AUGCUACCAGCGUCGACGCUCAGACACUCUUUAACCCGCCAGACACUCAGGCAGCGCACGUUGGCGUCAAGACGCUUCGCCUCGACGGAGUCGACCACCCAGCAGAAGGCACAGGAUGUUCUGGCUGCUGCUCAGAAGAACGCGAGCAAGGCUUUCGAGAGCGCAAAAAAGCUCCUGGAACCCCUCGGAGAGAAGGCUGGACAACUUCUUGGAUCCUACAAGCAGCCCCUCCUGUACAACCUGUCCGUGGCAAAGGAGAUAUUUAAGCAAAUAUACGUCCGCGAAGGUCUCCAACCACCAUCACUGGCUACCGUCAAGGAGGCAUAUUCGUCAAUUUGGGCACAAGUCAGCAACCCUGCCUUCGCGGGGAAUUUGAUUAAGAGUGGUGACCUGGGACGUGUUGGUAUUUAUGGUCUGCAAGCUUAUGGCAUCUUCAAGAUUGGCGAAAUUGUUGGCCGCCGAAGUCUUGUUGGCUACAAGAUUCACGAUUAG